This is a messenger RNA of Punica granatum (pomegranate), 2633 nucleotides long. The record is from RefSeq and is a predicted model, not a curated record. Lineage: Eukaryota; Viridiplantae; Streptophyta; Magnoliopsida; Myrtales; Lythraceae.
UGGCGGAUAUAAUAAUAAAUAGCAGACGGUCAGACGCAUAUGAAUGUUUCCGAUCUGCCGAACUUUCCCUUUCCCACGUAAACUUCCUUCUCUCGCUCUCCCUUGCCAUUCCGGGAAUCUCUUCGCGAGCUCUCAUCCGUCGACCACGCACCGUGUGAAGCUCGUCGCUGCUGCAGCAAAGAAGAUGGCGAUCACUGCCACGCCGGCCAUCCGGGACGGCCGCCUCGUGGUGCGGGGCAAGACGGUCCUGUCACGAGUCCCAGGCGACAUCUCCCUCACGCCGGCUGGGCCGAGCUCGGUUUUCCUCGGUGCCACCUCGGCUGCGGCUCCGGACUCCCGUCACGUCUUCACCCUCGGCGUGCUCGAGGGAUUCAAGUUCUUGUGUCUGUUCCGGCCGAAAAUCUGGUGGAUGAUACCCCUAGUUGGCGAAUCUGCUGAUGAAAUCCCGAUCGAAACCCAAAUGCUUCUCUUAGAAGCGCGAGAAGGGUGUGCCUUGGAUGACGAGUCAAUCUCGUCCGAGCAGAACUCUAUGAGUGUGUUUUACAUUCUCGUGUUACCGGUUCUUGAAGGUCCAUUUCGAACAAGUCUGCAGGGGAACUCCAUGAACGAGCUCGAAUUCUGCAUUGAAUCUGGAGACAAAGAUGUGCAGGCAACGCAGGCACUGAAGGCAGUGUUUUUAAGUUCAGGAGAUAACCCUUUUGAACUCAUCAAAGAUUCAGUGAAAAUACUCACGAAGCUCAAAGGUACUUUUAGCCACAUUGACAACAAGAAGAUUCCGAGACAUUUAGAUUGGUUCGGAUGGUGCACAUGGGAUGCUUUCUACUCUCAAGUCGAUCCGCGAGGAAUUAAAGAGGGCCUUCAGAGUUUCUUAGAAGGAGGCUGUUCACCAAAAUUUCUGAUCAUUGAUGAUGGUUGGCAAGACACGGUGAACGAAUUCUGCGAGGAGGGUGAGGCCCCGGCUGAAGGGACACAGUUUGCCACCAGAUUGGUUGAUAUUAAAGAGAACAAAAAAUUCACGAACACAGGUUCUGAAGGAUCUUGCAAUAAUUUGCAUGAGUUAAUCAAUUACAUCAAAGAAAAAUACGGUUUGAAAUAUGUGUACAUGUGGCAUGCUUUGGCGGGUUACUGGGGAGGCGUCCUCCCUACAUCCAAGCACAUGAAGAAGUACAACCCCGAACUGAGGUAUCCAAUCCAAUCACCGGGUAACGUUGGGAACCUUCGGGAUAUUGCAAUGGACAGCUUGGAGAAAUACGGAGUUGGUGUGAUAGACCCAAGAAAGAUAUUCGAGUUUUAUAAUGAUCUCCACAGCUAUCUGUCGAGCAGUGGGGUUGACGGAGUCAAGGUGGAUGUUCAGAACUUAAUGGAAACUUUAGGCAGUGGGCAUGGUGGGCGCGUUUCAUUGACCAGGCAGUAUCAAGAAGCGCUCGAACGAUCCAUCUCAAAGAAUUUCCCAGAUAAUAACUUGAUUUGCUGCAUGAGUCACAAUUCCGACUCUCUCUACAGUUCGAAGGAGAGCGCCACUGCAAGAGCAUCAGAAGAUUUCAUGCCGCGAGAACCAGCUUUUCAGACGCUGCACAUCGCUUCUGUGGCCUUCAACAGCCUCCUCCUUGGUGAAAUUGUGGUGCCUGACUGGGAUAUGUUUCAUAGCAAGCACGAGACAGCAGAGUUUCAUGGGGCAGCAAGAGCAAUAGGUGGUUGUGCAGUCUACGUAAGUGACAAACCAGGAAAUCACGACUUUAAAAUCCUGAAAAAGCUGGUAUUGCCUGACGGGUCAGUCCUGAGAGCUCGGCAUGCUGGACGGCCUACUCGGGAUUGCCUAUUCAAGGAUCCUGUGAUGGAUGGAGAAAGUCUGCUGAAGAUAUGGAACUUGAAUAAGUUAACUGGGGUCAUUGGAGUAUUCAACUGUCAAGGAGCUGGAAGUUGGCCUGUGAAGCCAAAAGCUGUCUCCUCUGGUCAUCUCAACAUUUCAGGAUCUGUCAGCCCCCUUGAUGUUGAGUUUCUUGAAGAUAUCGCAGGCGAGAACUGGGAAGGAGACUGUGCAGUAUAUGCGCACAACUCCGGGUCGCUUUCGAGGUUGACGAAUACGGGAAAACUCAUAGUGUCGUUGAAGACUCUAGAAUGUGAAAUAUUCACCAUUUCUCCGAUUCGGGUUUUUAAUCAGAAUCUUCACUUUGCUCCCAUCGGGUUGCUCGAUAUGUACAACUCAGGAGGAGCGAUAGAAGCCAUAAACUGCACAGCAAAUACCUCCGGUUGCGUGGUAAAGAUCGAAGCACGAGGAUGCGGCAAACUUGGAGCCUAUUCAAACUUUAAACCCGAGUUGUGUAAGGUGGACACAAGGGAAUCCGAAUUCUCGUACAACCACGGAAACAAUAUGCUGACAGUUCAUCUUCCAAUGGAUUGCAGUUUCAGGGAUAUUGAGAUCGUCUACUGAUUCGUUUCUUGUGCCGCAAGAAACUGUAUUUUUCCAAGAAGUAACUGUAAUAUUUUUGCGCUGUAAUAUGUUCGCAUUGAUUAACUCCGUGCGUGAACCAUAGAUAGUUUGCUGUACCAUUUCCAUUAUAUAUGUAGUCACGGUCGUCUUGUAUGUACAUUAAUGCUGCAUAAUGAUAAGAUUACGAUUUUCAUGCUCCGAA